Closterium sp. Naga37s-1 is the source of this 7959-nucleotide messenger RNA. NCBI's taxonomy places the organism in Eukaryota, Viridiplantae, Streptophyta, Zygnematophyceae, Desmidiales, Closteriaceae. The record is from the annotation of a GenBank genome assembly.
AUGUUUCACUCCGUGCAGAAUCGCGUGAGGCUGUCGCAAGCACCGGAUUCGUCGUCGGAGUCGUCGCUGGCCAGCUUCAUCAGCAACCUCGCACGGCCGGCCGGCUCGUACCGCACGCAGUUCCUGCCUUCGCCGCAGCAGCGCAAGAAACAGCAACCGCAGUCGCAGCAACAAGGAGACGAUCAGAAUGACCAGGCUCAAGCCGACCAGCCGUCGGAGCAAGGGCUGAGCGCCGACGGCGAAGAGCAACAGCACUCGCAUGCUGACCAGGAGCCGAAGCAGUCGCCGUUACCGCUUCCCCUCUCCCUUCCUCGCUUCUUCCAGUGCCCGCAGCGGUCUCUGUCGCUCGACCCUCGCAUUCUUCGCAAGCUGCUCUUCGAGCGACACGCAGAACCGUCGCACGACGACGCGACGGAAGGCGACGAUUCGAGCCCCGCCGACAAACAACCAGAGCUCCUGGAGGAUAUGAAUCAUCCGCAGGAGCCACCGUCGACCACGGAGAAGAAAAGCUCAUUCUCGGAAAAUAAGCCCUCCCUGCACCGCCGAUCCUCGCUCCCGUUCGUCAAGGAGGUUCGGGAAGAUGCCGAAGCUGAUGACGGCGAGGCGAAGCAGAUCCGCGAGGAGGGGCAGACGCGGGUUCUCCCGCUGGACAUGGAGAUGUCGCCGCGCACGCGGUGGGAGGAGCUGAGCGAGCAGCAGCUGCUGCACGAGCUGCAGCGCCGCGAGGAGGACGCUGCGCGGCUCAGGCGGAUGCGCGAGCAGCAGGAGAGGGCCGGCGCGCGGGAGUCGUCGCGGGAGAGACGGCGGGACGUGUCGUCUCAACGGGACUUCCUUCCCCGCGACACCCUCACGUGGGUGCUGCUGGCGGGCGGCGCCAUCGCCGCGGCGGCGUCUGCGGUGGGCAACAAGCGGCGCAAGGCGCAUCUUACGGACACCCAAACCGCUUACUGUUCCUCCUGUCCCCGUUCCCACUCGCCGUCCUUUGCUAGUCAGUUGCCCCCUCAACCUCCCCACCUUCUCCCCGGGCCUACAGUCGCCCUGAGCGAUCCUCGCGGCAGCAGCGUCACGGGGGACGGCGGCGGGCGCAGCAGCAGGCGGAGCAGCAGCCGUCACAGCCACCACCACGACCGCGCAUACGACCACAGGCACGCGCACUCGCGCGGGCACGAGGGGCACGGGGGGAGGCAGCGCGCGCGCGGGGCCGAUUGCGGGGCGGACGACAGCGGGGAGUCGCGCGAGGCUUAUCUGGGGGAGCAGUACUCCGGGCAGGGAGGGUACGUGGGGAACAGGCUUGCGCCGGCGGAGCGGGGGAGCUACAGCGAGAGGCGGAGACGAGGGGGAGGGAGCAGUAGGGCUUACAAAGAGGGCAGUGCCACCAGUGCUGCUGCUUACACCGCUGAUGCCUUCUCCCCUUCUUCUUCCUCCGCCGCAGCCGCUGCUGCUGGUGCUGGUGCUGGUGGAGCAGGCAGCAGGGCGCGGACUUACUCCCUCUCCUCUGGUCAAGACGCCGCCGCCGCCACCGCUGCCUUGGCAGCCGGCACAGCCGCCGCUGCCGCAGGCGCGCUCGCCGCCCCCUCCCUUCCCCCUUUCGCUCCCCCUCACCACAUCCUCGUGGCGCCAGGCGCAGCAACGGGAGGGGCUCCCCCUGUGGGCCUGGGUCUGCUGGGCAAGGAUGCUCCGGAGUUCUGGGCUGCGCUUCCUUCCGACGCGCUUGCAGCAGCGUCCGCCAUGGCAGCUGCGGCGGCUAAGGGGAAAGCGCCCCUGUUUACCCCUGAGAGCUCCGCCCCUGGCGCGGGCGCGGGCCCGUCCUCCUCGCUUCAGCUGCGCACCCCCUCCCAGACUGGUGAGCGCGCGGCUCCGCACGCGCCCUUCUCUUCCCCUUCUGCUGGCGUGUUCCGCUUCACCGGCGCCAGCCCCAGCGGCGGCGGCGGAACAGAUGGAACUGGCGCGGGGAGCAGCGGAACGCCGCUGGGUCUUCUGGGGAGCGGCGUGGGGACUUUCUCCGGGCUGGGGGCGUCCGCGCAUACGUCCAGCCCCUCUUCCGCCGCGGGGCUCCCCUCCCGCCGCGAGGAGGUGCUGCGGCUGCGCGCGCAGCUGCGGAGGCGCGACGAGAUGAUUCUAGACAUGCAGACGCAGCUGCUGCGCCAGGAGGAGGGGGUUGCGCAGCGGAUGGACGGGCUGGCGGAGCUCGAGCACGCGCUGGAGGAGCAGCGCGCGGAGAAGGCGCGCGCGGAAGCGAGGGCAGCGGAGGCGGAGAGGGAGGCGGAAGCCCAGGCGGAGCAAUGCCAGGCGUUGUUGCGGCGGUUGAAGGAGCUGGAACGGGGCAAUUGGGGAAGAAGCGGAAGCGGGGACAUUUCCGGGGGUGGAAAUGCUAACGCGGAAGGAGAAACAGGCGGAGCCAGUGGGGGGAAAUCUGAGGAGGGGGAGUCCAGGGCGGCGGAAGGCGUGCUGGAGGCGCAGAUUGCGGAGGCUGUGGCGGCGGCGAAGGAGGCGGCAAAGCAGGCGGCGGAGGCCGCAGCGGCGGAGCAGUACCGCGUGGGGAAGGCGGAAGGAUCUCUGGCCGCGCAGCGGGAGCUGGAAAUCGCCGUGCGCCGGGGGAGGCAGCUGGAGGAGCAGCUCUCCAAGGCGGAGGAAUCCGCGGAGAAAUGGGAGAGGCUUGCGCGCGAGGCCAUGGCGGAAAGCGCGCGGAAAGAGGCGGAGGUAGCGGAAGCAGAGGCGCGCGCUGCCCGCGCAGCAGCGGAGGCGGAGCGCUUGGAUGAGGAGUGCGCGGCGCUGGGCGCGCAAUACCAGGCGGUGCAGGAGCAGGCGGAGGCGCUGGAGAACGAUCUGCGGGAAAUGCAGGAAAAGGCGGAGCUCUGGGAAAACAGAGGCCACGAGGCCGUCUCUAUAGUGGAGAUGCUUGAAGCGGAGCUGACUGUAGCGAAGCAGCAGGCGGAGGAGGCGGAGGAGGCGAAACGGGAGGCGGAAGAGGCGCGGCGAGAGGCGGCGGACGCCAAACUCGAGGCGGCUAUGGCGCGGGAAAAGGUGGCGGAUGCCUCCGCCGCGAUGGCGGAAGAAGCGGAAGCGACAGGCGCGCGGGUGAAAGAGCUGGAGGAGCGAUUGGAGGAGAGCGAGGGGCGCGCGCGGUACUGGGAGGUGGCGGGGAGCGAGGCGGUGGAGCAGGCGGCGGCGGCGGAGCGGAAGGAGGCGGCCGCGGUGGCGGCGGUAGAGCUGGCGGCGGAGAUUUCGUUACAGAAGGGGCGCGACGAGAUGCGCGCGGAGAUGCAGGCGGAGAUGGGGCCGCUAGUGCAGGCGUGGGAGCGGAAAUGCGAUGCGCUUCAGAAGCAGUGCGAGACUCUGAAGAAUCGAAAGGGGGAGGUGCAGGAGCCGGAAGGGACGGGAGCAGGGGGGAGCGGAGAGGGGAGGAGCGCGGAAGGAAAGGCGGAGAGUGGAGAGGAGAGUGGAGGGGAGAGUGGGAGUGUGGUGGAUGAGGAAGGGGAGGAGUCUGGGAAGAGUGAGGUUGUAUCAGGGGACGAAGGGGAAGGGAGUAUGCUUGCACCCACCAGCUCAUCCGAAGAGGAAGGGGCGCCUGCUCCCAGCAACACACCUGCGCCAUCCCUGUCACCUGUGCUUGAGCAGGAGGUGCAGCUGCUGCAGGAGAAAUUCGCGUCACUGGAACGGGUGUAUUCCCUGGCGGAGCAGGAGCGCACUGUGCUGCAAGAGAGGAACUCUAUAUUGGAGCAGGCGCAGUCUGAGUCGGAGCAAGAGCGUGCAGGCCUGCAGCAGGCGCUGUCAGAGAGGGAAGCAAAGCUGCAGGCGUGGGAGAAGAAGGGGGAGGAAUUCAGUGCAACGGCUGAAGAGCUGGAGGAGUGGAGGGGGAGGGCGGAAGAGGCAGCAGUGGCGGCAGCAGCAGCCGAGGCGGUUCUCCUUGCUGCGUGCGAGCAGGCAGAGGCGGCUAAGGCCCUGGCUGCUGCUGCUGGGGCGCGAGAGGAGGUGGAGGAGCUCAAGGGGCAGUACAGGCAGCUCGUGGACAUGCAAGAGGCUGCUUCAGAGGCCGCGCAGGCGAUUAUAACGCAACAGGGGCAGCUUAUAGCGGAGCAUGAGGCGCGGAUGGCAGAGCUGAACUCGGAGCUUGAUAGCAGCCGCGUUGCUGCUGCUGCUGCUGAGAUAAAGAACAGGCUUGAGGCUGCUCUAAGACAGAAAGAGGAGAUUCAGAGGGAGCUAGUGGAAGCCGGGGCAGCAGCAGAGGAGAGGGAGCAGCAGGUGAGGAUGCUGCAGGAGCAGCUGCGUGCUGCUAUGCAGAGGGAGGAGGAGAUUCAGCAAGAGGUUCUAGAGGUGAAGGCAGCUGUGGAAAGAAGAGUGGCUGAUGCUGUAGCAGCGGGACGAGAGGAAGGGAUGAGGGAAGCUGCAGCCGCAGUGGCGGAAGCCGAGGCUAGAGCCACUGCUGCUGCUGAAGCAGUCAAGGUAGCUGAAGCCUUGGCUGCUGAUGCGAGGGCAGAAGCGGAUGCUGCAAAGGAAAGGUGUGUGGUGCUGCAGAAUGAGCUAGAGGCGAGUGAGAGGAGGGCGCAGGAGAGUGCGAGGAGAGUGGAGGAGAUGAGGGUGAAGGAGAGAGAGGCGCUAGAGGCGCUGGAGGCGGCAGAGGCGUCUCAGGAGCAAGUGGUGGCUGCUGCUGUGCGAGCUGCCCAAGCUGCCGCCCAAGCAGCCGCAGAUGCUGCAGCGGAUGCCGCAGCAGAGGCAGCAGGCGAGGCUGCACGGCAGCAGUUGGAGAGAGAGCGGAAGGAGAGAAGGAAGGAGGUGGAGGCGGUGAGGGAGGAAGCUGAGGCGAAUGCAGCCGAGAGAACCAAAGAGAUUGAGGCUGCAGGGGCUGGUGCUGUUGCGAAUGCUGUAGCAGAGGCUGUAGCAGCGCACGAGGCAGAGGUGGCUGUAGCUGUGGCGGCUGCUGUAGCAGCCGGGGAGGAGCAGGCGGUAGAGGCGUUUGGGAAGGGGGUGGAAGCUGGGAGGAAGGAGGUGAUGGGUGAAGCGGAGAAGGAGAGUGAGAAAGUGAGGGAGGAGUGUGCUGUGCUGGAAGCUAGGGUUAGAGAGACUGAGGAGAGGCUGAGAGAGAGUGAGAAGCAGGUGGAGGAGAGUGAGGGGAGGGUUGGGGAGAGGGAGAGGAGGUUAAAGGAGAGUGAGAGAAGGUUGGAGGAGAGCGAAGGGAGGCUGGAGGACUGGAGGAAGAUGAGGGAAGCUCAGGAGGAGGCACUGGGAGGGUUGGUGGUAACAGCAGCAGCAGGAGGGGUUACAGCUGCAGUAGCUCCAUCAAAGGCUGGAUCACGGGCAGCAGAUGCAGAAGCACUGAAAGCAGAUGCAGCAGCAGCAGGAGCAGCAGACGAGCCUGAGGCAAUGGAGGUGCCGAUAGGGCUGACACCACAGCAGAUGGAGGACUUGAGGGCACUACUCGAGGAGAAUCGCCAGCUGGACGCUGCCAAGGUGGCAGCAGAGAGGGCUGCUGAGCUGGCAGGCAGUGAGCGCGAUGAGCUGGCAGGGCGUGUGAAGGAGCUGGAGAGCCAGCUGGCAGCGCUGAUUCAGCAGCAGCAGGAUGCAGCAGCAACGGCGCGACAGGAGGGGGCUCUUCGGGGUGAAGAUUCUGUAGUGGAAGGGAAAGAGAAGGACGAGACGACUCUCAAGGCGUUUGAUGGGCUGUCCACUCGCAGUCUCGCUGGCAGUGAUGACAGCAGCAGCAGCGAGGGCAGUCUGGGGGAGGACGCGGUUGAGGGGCUGACAGCAGUAGUAGCGGGUGGCGUGGGCGAUGGGGAGGGUGAGAAGGAGGUGGUGGAGGAGGAGAAGGAGGUGGUGGAGGAGGAGAAGGAGGUGGUGGAGGAGGAGAAGGAGCGGACGGAGCAGGUAGGGGAGCAGCAGGGGAUUGGUGAGGAGGCGCAUGAAAGGGAAGCAGAGGUGCCAGGGCAGAAAGAGGAAGAGAAGGUGCUGCAGCAGGAGAAGGAAGAUGAGGUGGCGCACGAGGAGGGGGCCUCUGCAGCGGAAGCGGGUGGUGACUUGGAGCAGGUGGUUGUGCUGGAGUCGUAUGGCAGUGGCGUCCUACCUGCUGUCCAUCCUGGCGUGCAGGAGGCUGGCGUGCAGGAGGCUGGCGUGCAGGAGCAUCAGGAGGAAUCUGAAGCUGCCUUGAGAGACGGUGCUGUGAACCAGGCUGAUGCAGUGAGUCAGGAUGGUGCAGCGAACCAGGACAAUGCUGUUUUAGCGAUGAAAGUGCUGCCAGUAAGCAUGAGGCUGACAGCAAGGAUGGGCCAGCAGCUGAGUCAAGUGAACCGGGUCCGUUCAGAUUCACCAGGGGAGGUGGAACUCCUCAGAAAGGCCGGCGAGGUGGUGGUUAUAACCGAGGGGGUAAUCGAGGCGGUAGGCGAGGUGGCAAGAACUGGUAGCCCUGCAACUCAGGUUAAAUUAUUGGAAGACAUUGCGAUGCCAUCAGUGAUCGCUUCUUCAGCAGCUGUUGAGGCGAAGGAGGUGUCCCCUCCGAGUCAGUCGAACGACGGUUCAGUGAAAGCUGCUGCUGCUCCUCCUGCCACGUGGAAGGCGAGCAUUGACUUCAAGUGGGUACGAGAGAACCGGGACCUGAUGGAGGCUAAUGUCAAGGAACGGCAGUCCAAUGCUGACGUGGCUCGUGUCGUGGAGCUUUACGAAGACUUUGUUUCAAAGAAUCUGGAGGUGGAUCGGCUACGGGCGGAGCGGAACAAAGUGGCGAACGCGAUGAAGGCGAAGCUGGAGGCGGAGGAGAGGGCGAGGCUGGUGAGCGAAGGCAAGCAUCUGAAGGACGUGCUGGCGGGGCUCGAGUCUGAACUGGGGGAGGUGGCUUCUGAGCUGCAGCGGGAAGGCCAGCGCCUUCCCAACCUGACCCAUCCCGACGUGCCACGUGGCGGAGAGGAAGUGGCUGUCACUUUGCGAACGGUGGGCGAGAAGCGCGUGUUCGCCUUCCCCCCCAAGGACCACGUGGAGCUCGGCCUCGCGCUCGACCUCUUCGACUUCGACUCCGCUGCUGAGGUGAGCGGCGCCAAGUUCUACUAUCUGCGCAACGAGGCGGCGCUGCUGGAGAUGGCGCUGCUCAAUUGGGCGCUCGCGCUGCUCGUCGCGCGAGGCUUCACGCCCGUGUCCACGCCCGACCUCGUGCGCUCGCACGUCGUAGAGCGAUGCGGCUUCCAGCCGCGCGCCGCCAACACGCAGGUGUACUCAGUGGAGGGGUCGGACUUGUGCUUGGCCGGCACAGCAGAGAUUCCUGUGGGCGGCAGCUUCAUGGAUAAGAUCCUGAGCGAAUCAGAUCUGCCGCAGCGUGUUGUGGCCUUCUCCCACUGCUUCCGCACAGAGGCUGGCGCGGCCGGCUCUGCCACCAGAGGGCUGUACCGCGUGCACCAGUUCAGCAAGCUGGAGAUGUUUGUGGUGUGCCGCCCGGAGGACAGCAAUGCCUUCCACCAGGAGCUCAUUCAGAUCGAGGAGGACAUGUACACGGCCCUCGGUCUACACUUUGUUAAGAUUGAGGACAAGCCGGACGAAGUUCUUCGUUUCGCCGACGAGAAGGUUGACGUCGCACUGAAGUACGCGGACAGCUACGUCCCCAGAGACUUGGCUUAUCGAGCAUCUGAUUUUGUCCGCACUGUUCCGGUGCGUGCCAAGGAGGCUCUUCACGGCUAUCAGGAAAAGGGAGCCCUUGGCGCUGCAAAAUCCUACUAUUACGACUCACUGGAGCCGGUUCUCUCAGCCUACCUUGUCUUCUUGUGGCGCUUGGCGUUGUCCAUGCCGCUUGUCCCCCAUGUGGUAGAAGCAGCUUACCCCACGGUAUUCGCAGCAGCCAGUAAGUACAACACUGUCGUUGCAUCGUUUCAAAAAUCCGACUUCCAGUAUUUGAAGAAGGCUGCGGAUGUAGUUCCGCUGGUUCCCGUGGAGAAAGCUGAGAGCUACGUGAAGCUCAGUCUACAGCAGGCUGGAGUGCAAUAG